Molecule: messenger RNA, 2152 nt
Organism: Nezara viridula (southern green stink bug)
Lineage: Eukaryota; Metazoa; Arthropoda; Insecta; Hemiptera; Pentatomidae
Source: the annotation of a GenBank genome assembly
AUGACAUGCCCAAGGGAAGGUUAUCCUGCAAAUGGACAACAGAUCAACAACAUAGCUACAUCAAUCUGGAAACUUGUCAUUUAAGUAGUUUUGUGUGUGCUGUGAGUUCAUAAGAGAUUUUUUGACUUUAUGAAAAUUAUUAAAGAAUGGCCGAUGUUUACAUGAUAAGAUCUAACGAAGAAGACCCUAGUGGAAAUAAGUAUUCUAGAAUGGACGACGACAAUAUGCAAGAUAAGGAACGGUUCGCGAGCCGGGAGAAUCACUGCGAAAUCGAGCGCCGCAGAAGAAAUAAAAUGACAGCUUACAUAACAGAACUUUCUGAUAUGGUGCCGACAUGCAGUGCCCUUGCGAGAAAACCUGAUAAGCUGACAAUUCUUCGAAUGGCAGUCGCCCACAUGAAAGCUCUAAGAGGUACAGGAAAUACCAGUUCUGACGGAACUUAUAAACCCUCCUUCCUUACAGAUCAAGAACUAAAACAUCUUAUUUUAGAGGCUGCAGAUGGCUUUUUGUUUGUGGUUUCUUGUGAUACUGGUCGCAUUAUAUACGUCUCUGACUCGGUUACUCCAGUCCUUAAUCAUUCUCAGAGUGAUUGGUACGGUUCCAAUAUUUUUGAACAUCUUCAUCCGGAAGAUAUCGGCAAAGUUAGGGAACAGCUAUCUACUCAAGAGCCACAGAACUCAGGUCGGAUAUUAGAUCUGAAAACAGGAACUGUUAAGAAAGAAGGGCAUCAGUCUUCAUUGCGUUUGUGCAUGGGAUCAAGAAGAGGAUUCAUUUGUCGUCUCAAGAUCGGGAACGUAGGUCCUGAAAGUCUAGCUGCUGGCCAUCUCAAUCGUUUGAAGCAGAGAAAUUCUCUUGGUCCCUCUAGAGACGGCAAUAACUAUGCCGUUGUUCACUGUACUGGUUAUAUCAAAAACUGGCCGCCGACUAGUCACUUUGAAGCUCAUCCCCUGUCAGCUGUUCAAAUGGAGAGAGGCAUGGAAGAAGAUUCUUCUCAUUGUUGCCUUGUCGCAAUCGGAAGACUGCAAGUUACUUCUACUCCAAAUACAAGUGACCUUAGUGGAUCCAGUAGUAAUGCUGAAUUUAUCUCCCGUCAUGCUGUAGAGGGUAAGUUUACUUUUGUCGAUCAGAGAGUAAUGGCUAUUUUGGGAUAUACGCCCCCUGAACUGUUAGGAAAAUCGUGUUUCGAUUUCAUACAUACUGAAGAUCAGACACACAUGAAAGAAUCGUUUGAACAGGUUGUAAAAUUAAAAGGACAAGUGAUGUCAGUAAUGUUUCGAUUCCAAAUGAAGAACAGAGAAUGGAUCUGGCUUCGUACAGCAGCGUUUGCUUUCCUUAAUCCUUAUACUGACGAGGUUGAGUACAUAGUAUGUACCAAUACUCCUGCCAAGUCUCAAAGUACAGCUGAACCAGAAGCUACUGAAGCAAUUAAUUACCAACCGGUUGUUGAUCAUAAUAUGCAGAGGUAUCCUCAUAUACCUCAGCAUAUGCAUACUGGAGACACGAGAACUGGACAGGUUUAUGGUUAUGAAACAAACCAGUCCCCUAUUAGUUAUGUUUCUCCUGGACAACAAGGCAUACCUAGAAUGACGAAAUCUGCUAGUCCGUCUGCAGCCCAGUCUGCUUGGACCCUCUGUCAGCCAGGCACUGAAGGUUAUCAAUACAGCGAGGUUAGCCCCUCUCGAUCUCCAUCAGGAUCCACAUAUACCCAGCUAGGCGGAAGAGCAGCCGCUCAGGCCCCUUACCACAAUGCUCAGAACAACACUGCGCUGUGGGGAGCUUGGCAAGGUCAGUCUCAGAUGGAAGAUCAGAGUUCCAAUUCCGGUAGCCACAAUAUAAGCAACAACAAUCCUACGAGUCAACCUCACGAGCUGUCUGAUAUGAUGAUGCAUAUUCUCGACCAAGGGGGAGCAACAACGUUCGGGGAUCUUAAUAUGUUUAAUGAGUAACAAAUUAAUCUCUUGUUGUAUAUAUAUAUAUCUAAAAUGUUUUUUAAAACUUAUUAGUUCAUGUUGAAUUUUUUGUGGUAGUAAAAAAUAUUUGGUUUAUUUUGUAAUCAUCAAUUGUUAUUAAGUUUUAAAUAUCAAAGGGUAAAUUAAAUAUUUUUAUUUAGUUUGGGCAUUAUAUUAUUUAUAAAUGUAUUCGAACAAAAUGU